Molecule: messenger RNA, 602 nt
Organism: Bipolaris sorokiniana ND90Pr
Lineage: Eukaryota; Fungi; Ascomycota; Dothideomycetes; Pleosporales; Pleosporaceae
Exons: 2
Coding region: 90-467 (125 amino acids)
Source: RefSeq, a predicted model, not a curated record
UCACUUCAUCACCUUCCAACCACAGCACAUCUCUACGCCUCAAUCUUUGCAUCUACCUAUCUACCAACCUCUUCAUUCAUCAAUCCAAAAUGCACUUCUCCACUCCCAUCUCCCUCUCCAUUCUCCUCCCCCUUCUCGCAACCACCGCAUCAGCCGCAAGCUGCACCAUUGACGGCAGCGCCGCAGCGUACCACUGGGAAGUCCGAGCCAGCGGCGUCUACGGUAUCUCCGGCUGGUGCGGCGGACUCUGGGAUAACCUGAACAGAUGGGGUGGGCUGUGCAAUCCUUCUUAUCCGUAUUGUAAUGGGCAGGAUGGGGAGAUGGUGUGGAGGUUUACGACGAGUGUGGGGUGUAUGAGGGGGCAUGUUGAGUCGGUUUGGUGGGAGGCGACGAAGAAUGAGUUUGGGGCUAUUACUUGUGUGGAUGCGCCCGAGAAGAAGAACAAGAGGGAGGAGUUUAAGGCUUAAGAUGGAAGUGAUAUAUGGGUAUGGUGCUAAAGGGUUGGGUUGGAGUGUGGGUGAAGGAGUUUUGGGUGUGGCGUGGUAGGGGGAUAGCAAGUAUACAGUACGACGUGUGAGGAUUGACAGGAUCGUUUCUAGCAG